Phytophthora sojae is the source of this 522-nucleotide messenger RNA. RefSeq lists its product as hypothetical. The coding region runs from base 1 to 522 and encodes 173 amino acids. The record is from RefSeq and is a predicted model, not a curated record. The transcript has a single exon. NCBI's taxonomy places the organism in Eukaryota, Oomycota, Peronosporomycetes, Peronosporales, Peronosporaceae.
AUGGAUCUGUUCUCUGCUGCGUCCGUGGAGGGUGGGCGAUUUGAGGAACUGACGGCCACUUUUGAAAAUCUCAGCGUCUUUGAUACCAUCUUCCCGUCCGAGGAGCAGCUAAGAGAUGCAGUCCGUGCUGUCCUGAACCACGUCCAGUCGCUCUUACAGGCAGAUCGACCAAGUGUUACUGACAAGAAAAUUCUGCAGUCCAAGGGCAUUGGUAUGGUCGGCGUUGCGGACUUCUUCGUUGAGCACGGAAGCCAAAAACUCCCCGUCAUUCUCGUCCGCAAUUGGGACUACGAACGAGGCCUGGCGAAGGCUUAUGUGAUGGCGGAUAUGGUUAUGGACAACUGUGACGAGAGAGGAGAACGGUGUGAUGAGGUCCGCGGCAUUGUGACUGAUUGCAUCGAGUGGAUCUUUUUCAAGCGCUCUCGGGGUGAAAUCGUGCUGUGUUCAGAUGCCAUUCCGCCCUGCGAUGUAAGCUGUGUCGAGAAGGUGGCAAGUCGACUGUAUUGGAUGCUUCAGAACUAA